GCCGGGGAGGAGUCAGCCCGGUGGGAAAGCUGCCUUGUGGGCGGGGGCCGAGGAGACCAGGGCUGUGGUCAGCCCCCAGUCUGUCAGGCAGGAAGGAGGUGGCCCGACCCCUGGGCAGUCCCUCCCCUCCGCCUUUCCCCACGUUACUACUUCCCCGGGGCUCCGGGUCCCUCCCGCGCGCGCGCGGCUCAGGCGCCGGGGCUGGCCGCUGCAGCCUCUGGACUGGGGACUGCACCAGCCUCCCCUAACAGCAAGGGGGCUCCAGAGACUGCGCAGCCCGGAAGUCUGGUGGCCGGGGGCUUCGGACGGUGCUUUGGUAAUGUCCAGGGCGCCAGGAAGAGAUGUCCCUGUGGCUGGAGGCCCCUGUGCCUGAUGUUUCUCCUGACUCUGCCGUGGAGCUGUGGGAGCCAUGUGCACAAGAUGCAAGCAGCCAGGCUCAAGCAGCCAGCAGCUGUACCAUCAAGGACGAAGCCAGGACACCCCGAUCUGCUGGCAGUGCCUUGGGGGCGGGGCUGGAGGCAGCAGAGCCCACAGCCCUGUUCCCCAGGGUGGAGGGCCCCGCAGAACCCACAGAGCUCCGUCCACAAAAGCGGAAAAAGGGGCCAGCCCCCAAGAUGCUGGGGAACGAGCUGUGCAGCGUGUGUGGGGACAAGGCCUCCGGCUUCCACUACAACGUGCUGAGCUGUGAGGGUUGCAAAGGCUUCUUCCGCCGCAGCGUCAUCAAGGGCGCGCGCUACGUCUGCCACAGCGGCGGCCACUGCCCCAUGGACACCUACAUGCGGCGCAAGUGCCAGGAGUGUCGGCUCCGCAAGUGUCGCCAGGCUGGCAUGCGGGAGGAGUGUGUCCUGUCGGAAGAGCAGAUCCGCCUGAAGAAACUGAAGCGACAGGAGGAGGAGCAGGCGCAGGCUGCGGCCGGGCCCCCUCGCGCCCCCUCGCCUCCCCAGGCCCUGCCCCAGCUCAGCCCGGAGCAGCUGGGCAUGAUCGAGAAGCUGGUCGCCGCCCAGCAGCAGUGUAACCAGCGCUCCUUUUCUGACCAGCUUCGAGUCACGCCUUGGCCCAUGGCCCCGGACCCCCACAGCCGGGAGGCCCGCCAACAGCGCUUUGCCCACUUCACCGAGCUGGCCAUCGUGUCCGUGCAAGAGAUCGUGGAUUUUGCCAAACAGCUGCCCGGCUUCCUGCAGCUCAGCCGGGAGGACCAAAUCGCCCUGCUGAAGACCUCUGCGAUUGAGGUGAUGCUCCUGGAGACGUCUCGCAGGUACAACCCUGGGAGUGAGAGCAUCACCUUCCUCAAGGAUUUCAGCUACAACCGGGAGGACUUUGCCAAAGCAGGGCUGCAGGUGGAGUUCAUCAACCCCAUCUUCGAGUUCUCCAGAGCGAUGAAUGAGCUGCAGCUCAACGAUGCCGAGUUCGCCUUGCUCAUUGCCAUCAGCAUCUUCUCUGCAGACCGGCCCAACGUGCAGGACCAGCUCCAGGUAGAGAGGCUGCAACACACAUAUGUGGAGGCCCUGCAUGCGUACGUCUCCAUCCACCACCCCCAUGACCGGCUGAUGUUCCCACGGAUGCUGAUGAAACUGGUGAGCCUCCGGACACUGAGCAGCGUCCACUCGGAGCAAGUGUUUGCACUGCGCCUGCAGGACAAAAAGCUGCCCCCUCUACUGUCUGAGAUCUGGGAUGUACACGAAUGACUGUUCUUGCCCGGUACCUUCCGUCUUCUGGCCCCAAAGCUGCGGCCCCCAGGCUGCCUCCUAGAGGGGGAGCAGACUGACAAGGGCAAACAUUCCUGGGAGCUGGGCGAAGGAGAGCUUCACAUGGCAUUAAAGGAGAAUCAAAGCGUU
This is a messenger RNA of Lepus europaeus (European hare), 1835 nucleotides long. RefSeq names its product nuclear receptor subfamily 1 group H member 3 (gene NR1H3). Gene Ontology annotation, biological process: cell differentiation; negative regulation of inflammatory response; negative regulation of transcription by RNA polymerase II. Bases 342 to 1685 code for a protein of 447 amino acids. The transcript has 10 exons. NCBI's taxonomy places the organism in Eukaryota, Metazoa, Chordata, Mammalia, Lagomorpha, Leporidae. The record is from RefSeq and is a predicted model, not a curated record. Gene Ontology annotation, molecular function: zinc ion binding; RNA polymerase II cis-regulatory region sequence-specific DNA binding; nuclear receptor activity.